Messenger RNA from Phymastichus coffea, 4378 nucleotides. Its product is annotated as dual specificity protein phosphatase 15-like. Gene Ontology annotation, molecular function: protein tyrosine/serine/threonine phosphatase activity. Bases 557 to 1993 code for a protein of 478 amino acids. Gene Ontology annotation, biological process: protein dephosphorylation. Lineage: Eukaryota; Metazoa; Arthropoda; Insecta; Hymenoptera; Eulophidae. Gene Ontology annotation, cellular component: cytosol. The record is from RefSeq and is a predicted model, not a curated record. The transcript has 7 exons.
CAGUCGAGUCUCGCCGACGACGACGACGACGACGACGACUUCGCGAGCAGUCCGCGCGCGCCAUGAGCAGCCCAGCAGCCAGCGACGUUGCCCUCCACGCGCCGCCAGCGCCAGCCGUCGGCUAGGCCACUUCGCCAGCGGAGCACGCGUCGCGGGGUCGCGCGGGCGCGCAGGGCGCCGUCGAUCGAAGAGGCUGCGGACCCGAGACGCGGCCGAGCCGCCCGCCACGCCCGAGGCCCCGCGUCGGCGACAGCGGCAGGCGGCGAUGUGCAGGGGCGCGCGGCUGGCCGUUGCGGCCGCGCGCGGGGUGCCGUGAGCGGCGGCGGCGGCGGCGGCGGCGGCGUCAGCGGCGGCGACCGCCUCCUCGUCGUUGGCUCCCGCGCGACUGCUCGCGGGCGCCGCGCGCCGACGGCAUGACGUGGAGCGGGUGGCGCGAGGAGCAGCCGCUGGUGCCAAGGACGUCGUCGCUGGAGGACAGCCAACGCCACGGAUAGGAGGCGCGCGGGGCUCGCAGCCACGUGCUCGCCGCGCACCACUGCUCGCACCUCGUGGCAACAUGGGCAAUGGCAUGAACAAGGUGCUGCCCGGCCUGUACGUGGGCAACUACCGCGACAGCAAGGAUGCCGCCCAGCUGGAGCGGUUCGAGAUCACGCACAUCCUGGCCAUCCACGACGCCGCGCGCCGGCUGCACUCGGACAAGCACUACCUCUGCAUCCUGGCGGCCGACUCGCCCGACCAGAACCUCUCGCAGUACUUCCCCAUCUGCAACGACUUCAUCCAUUCGGCGCGGCUACGCGGCGGCAACGUGCUGAUACACUGCCUGGCGGGCAUGUCGCGCAGCGUGACGCUGGCGGUGGCCUACAUCAUGAGCACCACGGACCUCUCGUGGAAGGACGCGCUGAAGGUGGUGCGCGUGGGCCGCGCGGUCGCCAACCCCAACGUCGGCUUCCAGCAGCAGCUCGAGGACUUCGAGUCGACGCGCCUGCAGGACGUAGGAGCGGCGGCGGCUGCGCGAGCGCUACCCGUCGCGCGCCCUCGCCAGCCAGGACGCCGAGGCCUGCCGCCAGACGCUGCUCAGCUACGAGGGCCUGGCGCUGAACCGCGAGGUCUGCGAGGGCAAGUGCGCGCUGGGCCGCGCCUGCCCCACGGGCCUCUGCCGGCAGCCGGGCAAGCGCGCGGCGCGCCGCAAGUCCUCGGCCGGCGGCGGCCAGACGCCGGGCCGCACGCCGCCGGCCACGCCGCGGCUGCUGCCCUCCGCGCCGCCCUCGCCCGCGCAGGUGCCGCGCUCGGCCAGCGCCGCGGGCGUCUCGGCCGGGCGGCCCUCCUACGGCGGCCCCAGCGGCCUGCACUACUACACCGGCUCCGCGCCCGCCUCCAGGGUCGCCUCGCGGCUGGACCUGUCGGCGGCGGUCGCCUGCAGCAGCAGCGUCGGCGGCGGCGGCAGCACGUCCAGCCUGUCGGCGAUCGGCCGCUCGGCGCCGGUCAGCAGUCGCGCGACGGCCCCCUCGCCCUGGCGCUACGCCGCGGGCUCGGCGCCCGCCACGCCGCGCGCCACGCCGCCCGCCUCGCCGCAGCACUGGCCCCGGCGCCUGCGCCCCGGCACCCCCGUCGCCAAGGGCGAGGCCUCCGCGCCGAUGACGUAGCGCCGGCUGGCGCUGCUCGCCACCCAGGUGCACGAGCGCGGCCCCGGGCGCGUCCACCCGCGCGGCUGCCCGGACGCCGGCUGCCCCUGCUUGGCCGGCCACGCGCCCUGCUGAGGCGCGGCGCCCACCGGAGGAUCCAUGCAUCGUCGAUAGCGCCGUCGUCGGAUGCACGGACGGGAGGGGCUGGGCGCCAGGACUUUCUCGGCGUUUCUUCGCGGAAAGUUCAUUACCGUGCGUAUAGUCGGGUGCGCCGAGGCGACCGCUGCCGACUCAAGGCAAAUUGUAUUUUUUUAAUAAUGUAUGCCGUCGUCGUCGAGCGGCGCGGCAGAGAUGCGUUUCGGAGCACGUAGCCAGCGAAACGCACGAAAUAACAGGUUGCGCGCGUCGUACUGUUCCCUUUUGCCCAGCCGCUCGACAGUAGCAUUUGCCGGUCACGGCUCGAUCGGUAACGCGCUCGCUUCGGCCUCGCUGGGCAAAAGAAACGGUAGACCACCCAUGGCCGCGCUAUGGACUUGCCGAUAAAUUGGCGGCCUUGGCUUGCAAUCUACUAAUUCUUUUACGCGCUCGUUACAAAGUGAGCAAAAGUUGAAUAUGCAACGAUCGCGAAAGCACACAUGCACCAAACGGAGACGGCAAUCCAAGCGAGCAAGCAGAGCCGCGCAAAUGUUUCGAGAGCCACUUGCACGCGCAUAAGAAAAUUAAUCCAAUGAAAUGUCACGUACUAGUAAUUAAGUAGGCAACGACGAAAAAACAAAGCAAAACAAAAAAAAGAAUACGUAAGAGUAAUGUCUUUGAACUUGUUUAGCGCAACUGCAAAAUUUCAAAGCAUGCAUAACGUAAUAGCCGAGGUAACGGGAGGGAGAAGCACGACGUAGCUUUAGACAACUUUUUUACAGUCAAGGAAAACCCAAAGCAUCGCGUCAGUGUUCGAGGCGAGCAGUCAGCGAGACCUCCUUCAUCCCGAUGAAAUGCAUAUCAAGGCGAUCGACGAUUGUUAUUUUUCAUACGACGUUUGUAGAUAGUAGAAGGAACGCACUCCGCUGCGGGCAUAGUCUCCGAGACUUGCUUCGCGAGCGAAUCACGCUCGAGCUUUGGACCAACAAAAACGAGCCCGCUAGGCAACGAUUGCGUUAUACCAGGUCCGGUCUUUCGGAAACUUUCUCUAGCGGAAUAAAAUUACGCAUGGCGGUUUUAACGCGAGUGCAAUUUUUUCAUACGUUUGCUGAAUUGCUGAUCUGUGAUGCGACACAUACACACACACACACACACGCGCGUAUAAAUAAAAAAGCUUUAGCUUGUGUGCACAACGAUCGGAUAUUUCACGAUAGCUUGCCAAGAGAAGAUAUUGUUGUUCCGUUUUGACGAGGAGAAAAAGCUUCAAGCUUCGAAGUGUGUUUCAUUGUGAUAGGGACAAUAGCAAUAAAAACGAACACACACACACAUACACACGUGAUCUCUGCACUUGUUAGGCGAAAGGCGCUUUCGUUGCUUCGAAUUUUUGCGAGGUGUCCAUGCUGAAUCCAAGUCGAUGGGUAAAAAAGCGUGUUACAAUGUACUUAGAAAAAGUGGGACGACGAAAAUUGCGCAGAAUCUUCGACAUACGGCUUCAGACACCUUAGGCAGCAUAUCUCAACUUUUGUAUAUAAACGAAGCGAUAUAGCGUGGGAAGAGCCUGCACACGUUGCUUAAACGUGCUAUUAUAUAUAAUAAUGAUGCGAGAUAUAGAGAUGAGGAUUUACCCGGAGGAUGAGGAGCAACGUGACGAUGCUGCGAGACGAGUUCCUUAUACAUAUGUAAUCGAGCAAUAAAUUACAAAGCUCCGAUCCAUAUCACGAGCGCACCUUGCAGGCAGAGAAUGCCGUUGUUGCUGAAAGCGGCGCACGCGUUUUUCGCAAUUAGCAUAUCCGAGAAUUGAUCGGCAGGCGUUCGCAGAGAUGCCGUAUGUUUUGACUCCACCCACGACGCAUUACGUUGUAAAUCACGCUCCUUUCCUCGGAUCCUUGCAGUGUCGAGCCGGCAGACGAACGAGCUCGCGAUACGAUGCGACACGGAGGCGCUUCGAAGCGAAACGAGCGUUUUUAGCCGAAAACGUAGCUUAUAUAGGAAACUCGACGUAUUUUUUCACGACACGGAACGACUCGCGACGAAGUGAAGGUUCUUGAUGAGUUAAUCGACGAGGACAAACUCGACACCCUCCAGCCUUUCAAGCAACCUCGAGAUCUACUUUCGUUUAUGCCGCGGCAAUGCGCGGAUCCUGUAGAUGUGUUGUGGAAUUAUAUCACGCACAGAGCGCAGUUUCCGUACCUGAGCGAGCGCCGAGGAACAGUCAGAAUCGUUGAGGAAUCGACGGAUCAUUCUUCAAACUUGAGAGAGGCAUUUUUUUCCGACGUAUCGUAUGCGGGCAAAUCGAUAGAGCUGUUGGAUUUGAGUGUGAUUGUUUCACUUGCCUUUGUCAAUUCCACCUAUUCAGUGAAUCUCGAAAAUUCACAAUUGCUACUAUUUCGGUGUCAACGCAUCGAUUCAAUCCUGCAGCUCACUUUCAUUUCGGUAUCCAUAUGCAGACUCAUAUUUGACACUCGUUUGAACAAUUCGUUUUCCGUCUCCUUUCUGCAAAAGUAUUAUAAGAGAAUUAUCAUACUCGCAUCGAUAUAUGCUCUAUCUUAAAUUUAUGCACUGAAAUACAUACGAUGAAAAAAAAUGAUAUUUAUUGAAAGAAUAAAUAAAGAUUCGUUUCU